UCCGACCAUGGUUACCACCUCCACCUUUCGCCUCUUGCAUGCCGUCAUUCAUUUUCCAAAACACCAUAAAAAGGGACUGACGCCUACUUUUCUUUAGCAUAAGCACCAUCUAUUCCAUUCCCUCCGAACCACAGCCCACACAACACAAUGACGACCAAGCUACCGUUCACACUCAACGACCCGACGCUCUUACACGACAAGUCGUACGUUGGCGGCAACUGGGUCGACGCCAAAUCUGGCAAACGAUUCGAUGUCAUUGACCCCGGAAACGAUACAAUUUGGGCCUCGUGCCCGGACAAUGCCGCGGAAGACGUCGAUGCGGCUGUCAAGGCGGCCGACGACACCUUCCAGACAUAUCGCAAGAUGAACCCCCGCAAGCGAGCACAGCUCCUCAUGGUAUGGCACAAUCUGAUUACGGCCAACCGCGACGACAUUGCCAAGCUGGUCACAUAUGAGACGGGAAAGCCUCUGGCUGAAGCGCAGGGCGAGCUGGAAUACUCGCUUGGAUUCACAUGGUGGUUUGCAGGCGAGGCCGAGCGCAUCCAGGGCUCCGUGAGCGUCCCUGCUGCGCCGAACCGUCGUGUCAUGGUUGUCAAGCAGCCCAUUGGUGUGGCUGUCGCUCUGGUUCCAUGGAACUUCCCCAUUGCCAUGAUUUUGCGCAAGGCUGGUGCGGCUCUCGCAGCGGGAUGUACCAUGGUGAUUAAGCCGUCGCCCGAAACCCCGCUGACUGUGUUGGCGCUAGCAGAUCUUGCUGAUCGAGCUGGCUUCCCUAAGGGUGUACUCAACGUCUUGACUACAUCACUAGACAACACGCCUAGCCUGUCUGAGGCGCUGUGCUUGCAUCCAAAUGUGCACAAGGUGACCUUUACUGGUAGCACGCGCGUCGGCAAGAUUGUUGCAGGCAUUUGCGCAAAGAACCUCAAGAAGUGCACUCUAGAGCUAGGUGGAAACUGUCCAUUUAUCGUGUUUGACGAUGCGAACCUCGAGCAGGCUGUCGACCAGUUUAUGCUGCUAAAGUGGCGCCACGCUGGCCAGGCUUGCAUCACUGCCAACAGAUUGUAUGUCCAGUCCGGUGUGUACCAAAAGUUUACCGAUAUGAUUGUGGCCAAGACCAAGGGCCUUGUUAUCGGCCAUGGUGCUAAAGAGGGAACAACUAUGGGCCCCGUCACAACACCCAAUGGUAUUGUCAAGGCAGAGGCGCAGGUGGCCGAUGCUGUGGCCAAAGGUGCCAAGAUUGCUCUUGGUACGGGCAAGGGCAACGUCAAAGAGGGUGCUGGUAAGGGCCAGGGCGUAUCAGGAUACUUUAUGGAGCCGGUGAUCCUGACGGGUAUGAACAAGGAUAUGCUGAUGACUCGCGAAGAGACAUUUGCGCCUGUCUGCGGCCUCUACAGCUUCGAGACAGAAGACGAGGUGGUUGCUCUCGCCAACGAUACAAGCAUGGGUCUUGCUAGUUACGCCUUUACCAAGAACAUGGACCGUGUCUUCCGCUUGGCUGAGAACUUGGAGGCGGGCAUGAUUGGCGUCAACACGGGCAACAGCUCGGCUGCUGAGAGCCCCUUUGGCGGUAUCAAGGAGUCGGGAUACGGCAAGGAGAGUGGUAAGGAUGUUGCUGUGGCCGAGUACUUGAUUUCCAAGACGGUCACGAUUACGCUGGAGGACCACUACUAGUGUAAAGAUGUAUAAAAAUAGUAUGACUGUAAUUGAUUGAAGAAUGUUGGUAAAACA
Messenger RNA from [Torrubiella] hemipterigena, 1725 nucleotides. NCBI's taxonomy places the organism in Eukaryota, Fungi, Ascomycota, Sordariomycetes, Hypocreales, Clavicipitaceae. The record is from the annotation of a GenBank genome assembly.